Messenger RNA from Fomitiporia mediterranea MF3/22, 249 nucleotides. RefSeq lists its product as uncharacterized. The transcript has a single exon. The record is from RefSeq and is a predicted model, not a curated record. NCBI's taxonomy places the organism in Eukaryota, Fungi, Basidiomycota, Agaricomycetes, Hymenochaetales, Hymenochaetaceae. The annotation marks the transcript as partial.
AAUUUCCUGCCAAGUCUUUGUAGGCACCUGCUUGGAUGUAUUCUCUCAAGACAGGAAGACAAGGCCUUCACUACAGACAAGCUAUACAGCCUCUACAUAAAAAAUGACAAGCUUUUCUGUCUCAAGGUGCUAUGUAUCAAUUACACAACCUAUAAUAUUAGGAGAGUCCAAGAUUCACUCAAUCCACAGAUGCAUGCUGAUAUCAUGUUGCUAUUGGAUAACACUGAACAUCCCUACAUUUAUGCUUGA